Lingula anatina is the source of this 2061-nucleotide messenger RNA. RefSeq lists its product as uncharacterized. Gene Ontology annotation, biological process: peptidyl-proline hydroxylation to 4-hydroxy-L-proline. The record is from RefSeq and is a predicted model, not a curated record. Lineage: Eukaryota; Metazoa; Brachiopoda; Lingulata; Lingulida; Lingulidae. Gene Ontology annotation, molecular function: iron ion binding; L-ascorbic acid binding; procollagen-proline 4-dioxygenase activity. Gene Ontology annotation, cellular component: endoplasmic reticulum.
UGGAAUACAGCACCAUCGUUUGUUUCCUGUUGCACAAGAGCAUGAAAUUGAUUUCUCAGUCAUAAAUUUUAGACCUUAUUUAAAUAAACCAAAUAUUUAAUUGUCCAUUAUCACGAUUUAACACGGACAUGUCAAAAUGUCAGAGGAGGUUUUUAUACCUAAAGAAGAAGAGAAUGUCUACCAGAAAGGUGAAGACGAAAAUUUUUUGACAAAUAUGAAACUGAAAGUCGCCUCGGACGAUUUCAAGCCUCGUUCCCUCACACGAUCGGAGAUACUUGAUUUUGGAAGCGAAGGAUUCUUGUUGCACGGUAUACUCUCGCAGCAAGAAUGUCAAGAAUAUAUUCAAGAGUUUGAAAAUGAGGGCUUUGGUGCCAUACCUGAACUUGUGAAGAAUAAUUACCGAAGUUGUGAAAGACUAUUGGUACAGUCCUCUGCCCUGGCCUCUCAUCUCUGGGACACCAUCAAGACACACGUGGAGGAGAUCGAGAUUCACGGAGACCCACAUCAGCAGCACAUUCAUGGAAUAAAGCAGGCAUUGCAGGGGCACUGGAAACCUUAUGGUCUUAAUGAGCUCUUCAGAAUCUGCAAGUAUCAGCCAGGGGGUCAUUUUGCUCCUCAUUUUGAUGGUCAUUUUGUGUCCAGUUCUGAGAAGAGGUCAAUGAAGACAUUCAUGAUUUACUUAAAUGAUGACUUUACAGGAGGAACAACUAACUUUGUGGACGAAUCACAACAACUGCACAUGGAUUCCAGCGGCAAAUAUUGCGCCGAGGAGAAAAACGUGAUCCAUCGCGUCCAGCCAGAAACGGGCAUGGCCAUCAUCUUCAACCAUCACCGCUUGCAUGAGGGGGAGAGAAUUAAGUCAGGAGUGAAGUACAUCAUGAGGACAGAUAUCAUGUAUCACAGGGUCGAGAAGAUGGCAGCUAGCAAGCAGGACGAGAUGGCCAUUCAGCUUCUACAGGAAGCAGAAAGAUUGGAGGCUCAAGGAAAAUGCACAGAGGCAGCAGAGCUUUACCGCAAAGCCUUCAAGUUAUCACCCGAUAUAGAAGACUCCUUUAAGCCAUAGUCACUUACAAUGUACUUCAUGACAACUUAAUAGAUGAGAAUUAACUUACUACUUAGCUAGUCAUUACUACUAAGCUAGUCAUUAGGGCCAUCAGGCAGAUAAAAUUUGUAUUUACCAUUUUUACCCUUAAUAAAUAACUCUCGUAUGCCCCCCCCCCCCCACCAGGUGAGAGUCACACCAAAGAGCGUUACAAAGUGGCACCUGAUCUAAGACAGAAAUAUAAGAUAUAUAUAUAUGUAUAUAACUUGUGUAUUACAUAUUGAAGUUUAUCAUUUAUAAUAAAAGUUUUUGCUUAGUUGGCAGAGUAAAGAAAAAUAAUAUACUAGGUAUCUUGAUCCAUGCACAUUGAGUUUCUUUUAUUUUUUUAACCAAGGAUAUCAAUGGGGUCUGGAUGCCCAAAGUGAAUUGUUCUUUUUUAAAAAUUCCUGGUGACAUUGUGCAAAUAUUUUUAUUGAAAAUGUAAUAAUAAAGAUAAAGAAUAAGUGCUUUAUUGGCAGGACUACUACAUUCUGGUGUGAUGAAUAAGAAUUCAUCUGAUGAUACAAGCACAACAUUAUGAAAAAGUUAUACAUGUAGUGAUGAUUUACAGAAAGUAAAUGUAAAAAUUACUUGCAUAAAAUGCUUAAAUUAAAAUAGUUUGGUAAACUUCAUAUAAUUAACAAUACUCAUUCAAGUAACACUGUAUAAUAUUAGAAUUUAAGUUAAAAUUCUUUGUACAAUUAACAAAAAUAAUGGUUUAUGUCAACCAAUAAUUUAGUUUUUACAACAACGUUUAAUCUUGAUAACAAAUAAAUAAAAUGCUGUGUAUUUUCUCAUUUUCUUUAUUAAUGUGGUGAACAAUGUUAAUUCCUAAUUAACAGAUAUAUCAAGAUCAUGCCACUGGUAAUUAACAAACGUGUGCAAUUGUCACCUUCCUCACCAUGUAGUGACAGGGUAAUCAACAGCACAUACAUGUAAAACAGUAAAGCACUCCAAUAGCAUCUGUCCUUUUUAUAAAA